GUUAUUCACGUCGUUAGGGAAGAGAAGAGCGGGCUGUUCCACACAGUUCCAGCGGCCACCCGAAGUUAUGAGCGAACUUCAACAAUAAUGCGGCGUGCAGCAUGAAUCGUCAAGACGCUAAAGGAGUUGUCUUGACCGGCUAUUACAGUAACAGUGAGUCCUUACCGCCUCAGCCCGGAGUAAACUCUGUCGAAGAAGCCGAUCCCUCUGUUCCAAGUCGUAGGACGGGACACUACAAUGUCCAGAAUCGCUCCAAAAAUGCAGCGGGGAAGCCUCCGUACAACCGCUGCAACUCGCAGGACUCCCUGGACAUGGACGCCUUCUGGAAGGAGGUGGAGAGCAUCGGAGAGUCCGACACCGGGCCACAGGAAGAGGUCCAGCUGAAAGUGCCAGAUGAGGGGGAGCACGAGGAGGCAUGGCUGACCGCGGCAGGGCUGACCUUACUCUUCCAGGAGUCGGAGUCGGAGUUGGACCCGGACGCCUCGGAGGACAGCAAGGCCAUGCUUUCCACGCUGACCCGCACGCAGGCAGCCGCCGUAGAGAAGCGCGUGGAGCUGCUCAAGCAGACCAUGCGCAAGAAGAACAAGCAGUACCAAGUGCCUGACGUCAGGGAGAUCUUCAAACCGCCGCCAGGUUCCGCAGCCCAGUCGGAAGGGACCCAGCCUGGAGACGAGCCGCAGGCCCUAGAGAGAAGUGAAAAUGGCAAAGGGGAUGUUGCGUCCUCCGAUGAGGCCAUUGGGAACGGAGCAUAUCCCCCUGCCGACCAGUCUGCCCCCGACUCAGAGCAAGACCUCAACCUGGAGGUGUCGUUUGCCGAGCAGGCUUUGAGCUACAGAGGGAGGUCAAAGGGCGUCGAUAGUCUGAGCCUGAGGGAGAGCCAGGCGGACGACAGGCUGCCGAAUUUCAAAGUUCCCCCGGACAAGACCGGCAGGACCAAAAUCGGGGACUUGGCCCCCCAGGACAUGAAGAUGGUGCGGCGGCUUGUGCUGAUUGAGAUGACCGCUCUGUUCGACACGGCGAGGAUCGACUGGAAGUGCAACAAAGUGGUCAAGCAGAAAGAGAAAGAAUCGGGUCUUUUCGGAGUUCCCCUAGCCACUCUGCUGGAGCAGGACCAGAGGAGGGUACCGGGGACUAAGGUGCCACUUAUACUGCAGCGGCUGAUCAGUCACAUAGAGGCGGAGGGGCUGGACACUGAGGGACUCCUGCGGAUACCCGGCGCUGCCGGAAGAGUCAAGGUGCUGUGUCAAGAGCUGGAGGCUAAGUUCUAUGAGGACACGUUCCGGUGGGAGACGCUGAAGCAGCAUGACGCGGCAAGCUUGCUCAAGUUCUUCAUCCGCGAGCUGCCACACCCACUAAUCACCGUGGAGUACCUGAACGCGUUCAUCGCUGUGCUCAAGCUGCCCACGAAGAAACAACAGCUUCAGGCUCUCAACCUGCUGGUCCUGCUACUGCCAGAAUCAAGCAGGGACACGCUCAAGGCGCUGAUGGAGUUUUUCCAGAGAGUGACCGACCACAUGGAGCAGAACAAGAUGAGCCUGAACAACGUGGCGGUGGUGAUGGCGCCCAACAUCUUCAUGUUCAAAGGGUUCCGCACCAAGAUCAGCGAGCAGCAGGAAUUCUCCAUGGCUGCCGGCACGGCCAGCAUCGUCCGCCUCCUCAUCCAGUACCAGAACAUUCUGUGGACAAUCCCCAAGUUCAUCAUCAACCAGGUGCGAGAGCAGAACACAGAGAAGCAGAAACAGAAGAAGGCCAGCAAGGAGAAGGGCAUGAAGAGGCUACUCAAGAAGAUGACCCAAGACCGCGACAAGCCCGACAAACAGGAGCGGAGUGCCACAGAGAAUGACAGCCCCCAAGGGUUCAUCAGGGUGCAGGCUCCUGAGUUCUCCAAGGUGUCCAUGGCUGUGCAGCUGACGGAGGAUCUGCAGGCGUCAGACAUCCUCGCCCGAUUCCUCAGCCAGGACAGCUCGGUCUCUGUGAAGAGGGAGGACCUGUGUCUGUAUGAGAUUGGAGGGAACAUCAAGGAGCGGUGUCUGGAUGAGGAGGCCUACAUGAAGGCCCUGCUGGAGCUCAACCCCAGCGCAGAGUGGGUGAUCAGGGCCACCCAGCGCUAGGAGCCCUCCUCUUCCUCCUCCUCCUCUUCCUCCUCUCUGCCAGCGCUGGGUCCAGGAGGAGGUUCUCACAGGGGGAAAGGGGCGCGGAAUCCACACAUGAAAGGGAAUGGAACUCAAAGAGGGCUAGAGAU
Alosa alosa (allis shad) is the source of this 2242-nucleotide messenger RNA. RefSeq names its product Rho GTPase activating protein 18 (gene arhgap18). Lineage: Eukaryota; Metazoa; Chordata; Actinopteri; Clupeiformes; Clupeidae. Gene Ontology annotation, molecular function: GTPase activator activity. The record is from RefSeq and is a predicted model, not a curated record. Bases 102 to 2111 code for a protein of 669 amino acids. The transcript is spliced from 15 exons. Gene Ontology annotation, cellular component: cytoplasm. Gene Ontology annotation, biological process: regulation of small GTPase mediated signal transduction; signal transduction; regulation of actin filament polymerization.